Molecule: messenger RNA, 417 nt
Organism: Camelina sativa (false flax)
Lineage: Eukaryota; Viridiplantae; Streptophyta; Magnoliopsida; Brassicales; Brassicaceae
Source: RefSeq, a predicted model, not a curated record
AUGGUGUAUUUGAAAGUGGCACCACAAAAAGGAAAGGAUCACUUUGGUAAAGUGGGAAAGCUUGCGGUAAGGUUUAUCGGACCAUACCGGAUCGAGAAGAGAGUUGGAGAAGUGGCUUAUCGGCUAGCUAUGCCUGAAGUUAUGCGAUUGCAUAAAGUCUUCCAUGUUUCCCAACUACGGAAACAUGUACCAGAUCCUAACAUGAUAGUGCCCAAACCUGUCGAGGAGUUGGAGCCAAACCUUACUUACCCCGAGGGACCGUUUGGAAUAGGACAAAGGAGGACUCGGAAGUUGAAAAACAGGAGAAUUCCUCAAAUCCAAAUAUUUUGGGGAAAGCAGAACCGUAAGGUUACUACUUGGGAAGAUGAGGAUAGGAUUCGAGCCAAAUAUCCUCAAUUGUUUGUUGAAGAAGAUUAG